Messenger RNA from Bactrocera neohumeralis, 2997 nucleotides. RefSeq lists its product as uncharacterized. NCBI's taxonomy places the organism in Eukaryota, Metazoa, Arthropoda, Insecta, Diptera, Tephritidae. The transcript is spliced from 4 exons. Bases 2391 to 2912 code for a protein of 173 amino acids. The record is from RefSeq and is a predicted model, not a curated record.
UUAACCUAGUGUAAUAACAUAAUGACUGCUAGUUACCUGUAAAAUUGACAUAUAUGUAUAAGUAUGUUUUUUUAAUUACUUUCUCAAUAUAUGUUCUUAAAUUUUCUUAAAUGCUCUUAGCAAAAAAUAUUUUUUCUGAUCUGAGCAUAAAACAUAAUUGUUCUGACCAUAGAAUAUUCAGUGCUUUUACGCUGUUAGCGAUUUGUUUGCUUUUUAUUCACUUAAUUGCUGUCUUUGUUGCUAAUAAUGCCAGAAAAAGUUAUUAUUGGGGUAUUUCAUUUGUAAGCAUAAAUAUACAGAAUUCGAUGCAGGUAUGGUAUAAGCUAAAACAUUCAUUUGUGAAUCUACAUACAUAUGUACUAUGUUGUGCAAAUGAAUUAAUAAAGUGUUUGUAUCUUCCAAUUAAGCGGUCUUGAGAAAUUAGAAAUCAUUUAUACAAAUCCAAAGGCUUAUAAUUAAUUUUCCGUAAUUUCGCUUUGCCAUAAUUUCGUGUUUACAAAAAUUAUAAAUCAUCAAAAUACUAAUAUUUUGCUAUUGGUAGAAAUAAAAUAAGUUUGUGAAAUUUUAGGAAUAUUUUUAUUUACUAACAAUAUUAAGACCUUAAAACAUUAUGAAUGCUUAUAUGUCAGUAUGAAUAGUUGUUAAGUUUGGCCACACAGCAAAAAUAUUGCAUUUAUGUACAUAUAUGUAUUUAUUUAUUUAUUUAUUUAUAACAAUUCAUAUAACAAAAAGAGUUUUAUUAUAUAAAUACAUAAACGCAGCACUGGCUACGAGGCCUUCAGCCGCAUUUACAUAUAUGUAAAUCUAAUUCUAUAUUCAUAUAUGAGAUAAUAAAUUAUAAUGGUAACAGUUGGAAUAAUUGUUUUGAAUAAAAGAUAUGUAUGUAUGACGCAUUUACAAACAUUAUUGAACAUGGAGAGAUUAAAAUGUAAAUGGAAAGACAAACCGUUACUUUAAAGAGAAUAUACUAUGUACAUUACUAAGAUUUCAAGCAACUGUCUUGUCAAGAAACAAAAUAGUUCGUAUGUGUAUUCAAACGACUUUUUAAAAGUCAGAAAUAAGACAUUUUCCCUAUUCAGUGGAUAUGUAUUAAAAACCUAUUGAUUAUAAGUUAUAUAAAGGAUUUACAGUGAUAAACAUUACAUGAAAUAACAGCGAAAGCCUUCUUAAUUUUGUUUGAUUUUCAGUCGAAGUUUCAUUGGUAUUGCCAACAUAAAAAUUACAGAUAAUUAAACAGCUAAAUAUUUGUAAAAGAAAAGUAAAAUAAUUCAAUUCAGUUAUUGCUCAUUAAGUGGUGGGUAUUAGUUUUGAUUUAUAUUGCGAUAACCAAAAUCUUGCGCAUGGGGUGCUGCACUUAAAAAAAAAGCCAGUUGGUCAAAUUCAUUAGAGCUUCCUAAUAACAAGUAAGUCACAGUUUUACAAACAAUUAAACGACUUUUAAAUAUGGUUUGUUGUGAAUUCAUAAAUUAUUUUCGUUUAAAAAAAAGAAGAAUUUGUUUUUUUUCUCGAAAGUUUCCGUUUCCUUACUGUCGGUAGUUAUCAAGAAUGAAUUUUAAAUAAUUUUAAAUUUGAGUUGGCGCAGACUACGAUAUAUAUGGUUGUUAAAUAGGAUUAAAAUAUUAUGAACACCGUUUUUGUGUGUAGUGGAUUCAACACAAAUGAAUGAAGAGGAGCCAAACGUUUAAAAAAUUUAUUAUUACUCAAAGUACAUUUCUAGGAAUAGUAGAUUGAGCCUACUAUUUAUGUCCCUUAUGCCCGGUUUCACAGUCCAUACUUAAGUUGUGCCUAAAUAAAAUCUUAGCUAAGUAUUGUUGCAAACUGAGUGGCCGUUUGCGUUUCACAGUCAAUGCUCAAUUUCUAUAAAAUUUUAUUAUGAUAUAUGGCAACGUUAUGGGCAACAUAUGUUUUACAAUUGUCAUUCAUAAAAAUAUGUUUGAAAUAUUUAAAUUAUAACAGACAAUACAUAAAUUUGCGAGGAAAAUUAUAUCAAAAAUUGAUGAAAACAACAAAAGAACCCCAAAUUUCAUCACUAGCGAGUCGGAGCACCUACGGGAACUGAAGGAAAAGUAUAAGCUGUUAUUGAGUGCAAACGAACGGACACUUGCCCUACGCUACGAAAGAUGUCGCUGAAAAUUCAAAGCAAAUUCAAAACAAAAAUCAGCUGUUAUUUAAGCACUGCUUAACAGCCCUAUUCUGAAAAAACCUCUCAACUGAGUUGAGAGGAAACAUUUGAGAGAUUUCUUGUGAGGCAUAUGUUGUGAGGCUAUUCUUGCUCAAACCUCAUAAGAAAAAAGCUUUAAAAAGUCACCACGUGAGGUAAAAAGCUUUUUGCUGUCAAACAGCUGUUUUAAUAAAAAUAACAGCCCUAUUCUGAAAAAACCAAAACAAAAAUGGACACACAAAUGAAUAAUCAGCAUAUGCGUGCAAAAACGGAGCGGACAACUCAGGAGCAGCUGCAACAUUACGUAAUGUUUUGCAAGCAGCAUCCUGAGUUGCAACGGGCGAAACUAACUCCGACCAACCCUCAAGGGCUGCAAAUACUUUGGUCGGAGUUAGCAGAUAAUUUAAAUGCGUUAAGAGGCCCAACUCGGUCGGCAGCCAAGUGGAAGGAGUCAUUAAUGCAUUGGAAACACCAGUUGCGAUCGCGAGCGCGCAAACUUAAGACCCAUGCGCAAGCGACUGGUGGAGGCCCUCCGAUAAGUGGAAUGACUCCAUUCGAGGAGCAAGCCAUAACCACAUUUGGGGCAGCAGCGGUGGAUGGAUUGCCGGGUGUUGCGACUUUGGGUCAUCAGGUUUUGCCGUUGUAUAUAAAUACACAAGCUCCAGCUUCCUCGCCAACACCAACAUCGCCUGCUCCAGCACCCUGCUCCAGCACCUUCACUCACAAUGUAAAAAAUGAAAUAAGAAUGUAAAAAAUGAAAUAAGAAUGUAAAAAAUGAAAUAAGAAUGUAAAAAAUAAAAAAAAUUAAAUAAAAUAAAAUGAAUUAUUUAAACAUA